This is a messenger RNA of Rhinichthys klamathensis goyatoka, 1321 nucleotides long. It is a transcript of the gene tmem86b, whose product is annotated as transmembrane protein 86B. Bases 121 to 870 code for a protein of 249 amino acids. The record is from RefSeq and is a predicted model, not a curated record. NCBI's taxonomy places the organism in Eukaryota, Metazoa, Chordata, Actinopteri, Cypriniformes, Leuciscidae. The transcript has 3 exons. Gene Ontology annotation, cellular component: membrane.
CGAGCCAAUGAAACACACUGGUAUACAUAGUUCACAGAGACAUUGCAGAUCUCCCAGUUGUGGAAUACGUGGCCCACAUCUGAGAACGGUGUGUGUGACUGUUUAGGCCAGAAGAGAGAGAUGGACAUCCUGGAGACAAGUGCCUUUGACCGCAGACAACGCAGAAAUACGUGCUGUGUACUGUUUCUCUACCUCCUCCCUUUUUUUGCAUCCUGCACAAUAUACUUCUAUUUGUGGAUCCCAGACUCCACCCCCUCUCUUCUGGCUGCUGGAAUAAAGGCUGCUCCCAUCCUCUCGUUGGUCCUUCUGGUGUUCAGCUAUAAUGGGGGGCGGAGUCUAAUGGGUGUGGCCGGAGGGUUGCUGCUCUCAGCGGGCGGAGACUGUUGCCUUAUUUGGCCAGAACGUUUUAUUCAUGGAAUGAGCUGUUUCGCUCUGGCCCACUUGCUUUACUCUUUCUCCUUCCUGUCAUCACGAUAUUCUGCAACAUCUUCGUCUUUCUCAUUCUAUAUCCUCUACCUCCCCCUGUGGUUGAUCGGCGGUGGACUUUAUGUGUACCUGGUGCCCUUCCUACGGCUUGAUCCAGAAGCUGACGUCCUCGUCCCAGCCAUAGGGGGUUACGUGCUGCUCAUUGUCAUCAUGGCUACACUAGCUGUUCGUACGCGGCGGCCGCUUGUCCUGCUGGGGAGCCUGGUCUUCAUGGCUUCUGACCUCACAAUUGCACUAACAAAGUUCAAUGUCUUUGAUAUAGAAUACGAAAGGCACAUUAUUAUGACAACAUACUACCUGGCACAGCUGAUGAUUGCGCUGGGUGACGUGAAGGCAAUGCUGGAGGAGGAUGCUGAUGAUAUCCACAAGUGGAAGAGAUCAUAAAACUGCUGUGAACUCAGGAUAUUGGUUUAGUGAUGCCACACAAACACUACUUUGUGUAUCAUCAUCACUGAAAAGGGUUGAUUACGGUAUAAAAUGGGACCUAUUUGAAUAAACCUGUCUGUGUCUGUUUCGCAGUUAAAUCCACAACUAUUGUGUGUGGACUUGACUUAUAUCCCUAAAUAUCUGAAAUAUUACAGUCUACAAUAACAGCUGAGACUUAGGCCUUCUUCUAGUUUCACUGCAGCAGACUGAUGUAAACUCCUCACAACAGACUCUGCGCUGAUAUGAACUGAUUUAAUUAAAUUUAACUGUAUUUAAAUCAAGUUUUAUUUUGUCGAACAACACAAAUAUUUAUGCUGGGAUGCUCCACAUUGAAAUUAUGCUAUUUCUAGAGCAGAGAUAAUUGUAUCAUACUUAAACAGAAAAUAAAGGAGGUUGUGUCACAGUGUCA